Messenger RNA from Tripterygium wilfordii, 783 nucleotides. RefSeq lists its product as uncharacterized. Lineage: Eukaryota; Viridiplantae; Streptophyta; Magnoliopsida; Celastrales; Celastraceae. Bases 1 to 783 code for a protein of 260 amino acids. The transcript is spliced from 5 exons. The record is from RefSeq and is a predicted model, not a curated record.
AUGGCGAGGAGGGCGCGGAUCGCCAAUUAUCAACCUCAUCAGUCUUCAGCACCACCACCAUCUCAGCAGCUUAACCAUGGCUUGAUGGUGCCUCUCCCUAUCGGUUCUAAACAGAUCGGUACAACAGGCUUCACUGUUCUCUUCACCCUAUCUGGUCCCGAGAGCAGAGAAUUACCUCCGUUCGCAGUAUUUAUUUAUGAUGACGACUCCAAUGGGCUAAAUGGGAUAGCAGCAACUAUAAACUUGUGGAGUCCGUCGAAUGAUUCGUAUCAAAGAGCAUGCUACAAUAUGGAUUGUGGUGGAUUUGUGAUGGAAAGUAAUGAUAUACUAGGAAGUGCACUUGAGCCAACAUCAUCAUAUGACGGUGAACAAAAAGAUAUCAUUGUUGAAAUAUGGAAGGAUAUCGAGUUAAGACGAUGGCGGUUGAAGUAUAAAGAUAUAAUGGUGGGUUAUUGGCCAGAAGAUUUGUUUACUCACUUGAGAACAGGAGGCACCGAGGCGGAGUGGGGUGGUAAGGUGCUCAACACCAACCACAACAACAUAUUCACAUCAACAAAAAUGGGUUCUGGGCGCUUUGCAGAUGAGGGAUAUGGAAAAGCAAGUUAUUUCAAAAACCAAAAAGUUAAAACUUCAAGUAGUGGACAUAAUUGGAUUCCACCCCCAACACUCAGACGAGAAGUGAGUGACUCCCGGUACUACACCAUCCUUGCUGAAGCUGACAUUGAUGAGUUUGGCAAUAGCGGCUUCUUCUAUGGAGGUCCAGGCAACAACAAUACUUCGUGA